CGAGUGAGGGACGCACAGACAUCCAAGAUGGCGGCUAACACGGUCUUCAUUCGAGGAGCUGUUUUUAGGCCAGCAUCAUGGUGAGAAACUGAACUUUUACGGGUAACAGAUAAAGCAAUUUCCAGAUUUUUCUGAGUGCUGUAUUUUUCUGUUCUUUUUUUGCAGUCCAGCCGUAAGGAACAUGGCAACAUUGAAAGAUAGUAAGUUAAAAUAUCAAACUAAUUCACAAAGUUUGUGUUGAUCGAGCGAUUCGAUGUCGAGAAUAACUGUGUUCUUGCUGAAGUUGAUUGUUACGGCAAUAAAGGGAUAAGGAGCCUUAAGUUCUCAAGAAGAAAAAAAGAUUUUUCCCGUAAUGAAAUCUCUUUCACAGAUGUUUCUAAGGGAGUAAUCACAAACAAGCAAUUUGUGUUGCACCGUAGGAAUAUUACGCCUCCUUGUCCGGAGAGAUGUGAAAUUUGUCAAACAUCAAUGUAUAAAUAUCAGAAGUUAAGGUGGAGUGCCAUGCCACAGUUUUUUUUUUUAGAAAUUAUGACAUGUCUAGUUUUCUUAGUUCUUUCCAUGUGUUAUUUUUGUUCAUUUUAAGGUCUCAGUUGCUUGUUGCACUUUGAAAUCUUAUCUAAUAAUACUGUAAAUGACUAUUUAAUUCUCAAGAUCUGAUUGUCAAUACUCCCUUCUAGCUGUUACACAUUUCCUUGGAUAAUAGUAACAAGAAUUUGUUAUUAGAUCAAAAUAACAAUUACCUGAUUAGUUUGAGUAUUCUCAUCACAUCUUUACUAGUUAAUGGGAGGAUAUUUUUGGGAGAAGUUACCUGUUGAUCACUCAAAAGAGUUAAAGGGUUAACUGCAUAGUGUCACCGCAUACUCUAAAAAUAUUAUGCUUUUCAAUUUAGUCUCCUUGCGAUUAAGGAGUGUGAAAAAUAUCCAGAAGAUUACAAAAUCCAUGAAAAUGGUAUCAGCUGCCAAGUUUGGUAAAGCAGAGAGGGAAUUACGUCCCGCAAGAAUUUAUGGAGCUGGUGCUUCAGGUAUGUAAAUUUAACUGAAUUCACUUCCACUCACAAUCUUGUUCUUGAAAAUGAGAACAGAGGAUAGAGAAACAGUGUGAAUUUUUGUACAUGAACAUGUUAACAAAUGCUUUUGUUGAUCUGAUCACGGCUUACAUGUUUUUCCUCAGCUUUGUAUGAUAAAGUUGAAAUCAAACCAAGUGAUGUGGACAAGACAACACCCAAAAACCUCAUAGUUGUGAUGUCAUCUGAUCGUGGAUUGUGUGGUGGGAUCCAUUCUAACUUGGUGAAGGCUGUUAAGGCUGCUUUGGGAGAAAAGCAGGUUGAUGACAGUACAAAAAUUGUGGCAUGUGGAGAGAAAGCAAGGCAGUUGUUUCUACGAACACAUGGUAAGUGGAUAGAAUUUCAAGGAAUUUAUUGAUUAAUCCAGAGCAGGAAACAGUGUAUAAGCUGUACCUUUUUUUCUGAAAAUUUCCACAACAAAUCAGGGCUGUGAUUUAUCUCUGAGAGCAUCUGGUGAACAUGCCACAAACUUGCUUAACCCUUUCACUCCCACAAGUGACCAAGACAGAAUUUCUCCUUACAAUAUCAAUACAAUAUCAAGCAGGCAGGUGAUGAGAAUAGAGAAGAAUAUCAAUCAUGGGAUUAUUAGUUGAUCCAAUACCAAAUUCUCUGAACUAACAUCACAAGAAUUGUAUGGCAGAUAGUAAGGAGAAUUACUAAUCAGAUCUUGGGAGUGUAAGGGUUAAAUUAGCACUAUCUGUGGCAAUUUUCAUAAGUGAAGUCUUUAUAGCAAACUAAAAAGAGGUAAUUAACCCUUUAACUCCUGUGAGUGACCAAGACAGACUUUCUCCUUUCUAUAUCUAUACACUAUAAUGCAGACAAGUCAUGAGAAUAAGGAAAAAUAUCAAUUGAUCUGAUACCAAAUUCUCCAAACUAAUAUUGUACCUUAUAUAUUAAGGACUGGGGAAGUUGUUUCUUAUUGGUUUUGUUCAUAAUAAACCGUCUCCUAAAGAUUUCUUUUUAGCUUUCUUUUUAAAUAUAUUUAUUAUUGUUUGUUAGGUGACUACUUGCUGAUGAGCUUUUCAGAGAUUGGUAAAAGGCCUCCUCAGUUCUGUGAAGCCACCUUCAUUGCCCAGGAAAUCCUUGAUAGUGGAUUCCAGUAUGAUAUGGGGGAGAUGUAUUAUAACUGGUUUAAGUAAGUUGUACAUAUUCAGGAUUGUUGUGUGGUGCCAAAAAAAAAAUUUACUGUAUGAAAAUGUGGUAAUCAUCAGCUGGAUUUUUCAGCUGGUGAUCCCUUCACAAAAACAUGCAAAGCACCUUCUGUGAGGCACCAUCUUUGAGCAGCCUUACUUUGAAUUUCAGCUGGUAGCCUAAUCUCUUACCUUUAGCCCUGCAUGUAUAUUCUUAAUGGUACAAGACAAAUAUGAGAAAUUUUUCAGUUCAGUAUUUGUGAGUGAAAGACAAACAAAGUGGGUUUUUUUUCAUCAGGUCAGUGGUUUCAUACAAGACUCAGACAAAACCACUUCACUCGUUUGAUACUUUGAAUUCUGUCUCAGGAGGUAAGGAGAAUUACAUGAAUUUGUUUAAUCAUAAUCAAGUAUAAGCAUUUAUUUCAAUUGUGUGAGUGAUUAUAAUGCAAACAAUCAUGCAUUCUGAUUGAUCAAAGUGUGACUUACCUUAACACUAUACCUCCUGUGGGUGACCAAGACAGAAUUUCUCCUUACAAUAUCCAUACAGUAUCAAGCAGAUAAGUGAUCAGAAUAAGAAAAAUAUCAACAAGGGCACUGCUAGUUGAUCCAAUACCAAAUUCUCUAAACUAACAUCGUUAGAACUGUAUGGCAGACAGUGUGCAGAAUUUGUGAUGAUAUCUUGGGAAUGAAAGGGUGAAUUCAAGAGACCAAAGCAAGCAGAUUAUGAGACUGUGGCCAUAAUUUCUUUUAUCUCUUUAUUCUUUGAGAUAUCUUGGGCUAAAAGUAAAGAACAUGCUUUGCUCUGAUAAUCUGUUGAAUAAAAUUUUCCUUACUUCCAACAACUGGCUUUGUCAUUCAAUCAGCAUUAGCACCCAACCAAUAUAUGGCAGGCACAGGUGUGACCCUUGUCCAAGCCCGAAAUUUUCCUAAGCUUCUUUUGGUGCAGUUUAUUCAAUAGAAAUGUGCACUGUAGCUGUGAGGAAAAUUGUGUUAGUUAUUUGUUUAUCAUGUGAAGAAUUUUCUCAAACAACUGUCAUUCUUCUCAGUUUUACAUUUUGGUAGCUUUACUUGUAUCUCUGGGGCAAGUAACUCUUUGACCCAUAGGAGUUAUUAGUGUCUAAUUUCUCCUUCCAUUUUUACCCCUGAAUCACUUGAGGUCAGGAGAACAAAGGAAAUGAUCACUAGCUAAAGAAGCUCUUGAUUGUUUAACAAUUUCUCCUUAACAGCACCUUAAAAAAUGUAUGGAGAACUGUAAGGAGAAUAUGGCUACUGAUGUUAGGGUGUAAAGGGUUAAAAUUUAACUUUUCUUGUGGAUUUUGGAUUCUUAGACACUCUGAGUACCUAUGAUGACUUGGAUUCUGAUGCGAUAAAGAACUACUCUGAGUUCUCUUUGGCUAGUCUUUUGUUUUAUGGCAUGAAGGAGGGAGCCUGUAGCGAGCAGAGCUCUCGAAUGACUGCAAUGGACAGUGCUAGUAAAAAUGCGGGUGAGUAAAUUUUCAAACACUCAAUUGCAAAUUGCUCUAAAGUGCUGGAUAACGUGUUAUCAAUCAAAUUUGGGUUCUUCUAAAUGAUUUGUAAUCCUAGCCAUCCAAGAUACUGGAUGGUAAAAUUGCAACCGAGUGACAGUUUUUUGUAAAAAUUCCCCAUAUCUCUUGAAGCGUUUGCUCUACAGAGCUCAUUCAGUGAUCAGUUUUAUCUUCCAAUAUUCAUAACUGUUGUUCAUGUGAUUUGGUCAGAUGAGUAUUUCAGCCCCAAAAGGGUGUGCAAAAGAAUUUUACCCUCAUCAAAGUUUACUUACUGUUUCCAUCUCUCUUAAAGGUGAAAUGAUUGACAAGUUGACUCUGACAUACAAUCGAACUCGCCAAGCUGUGAUUACAAGGGAAUUGAUUGAGAUCAUCUCAGGAGCUGCUGCACUAGAUUAGAUUGAGAACUUUUUAUGAAAAUGAUGUCUUAAGUAAUGUUUGUAACUGUUGAAAUAAAGAAGCCCUUGGAGGUGUGUUUCCAUCCUUGACAAAAUUUGGUCUUGAAUUGUACUCACGAUAAUGAAUAUCAAGUCAUCUCAACUAAGGACAACUAAGCUUAUUCAAAUGAAAUAUCAGGCUAUAGCUGCAUGACAACCAAGCUUAUACAAAUGACAUAUCAGGUUACCACUGCACAACAACCAAGUUUAUACAAAUGGAAUAUCAGGUUACAGCUGCACAACAACAAAGCUUAUUCAAAUGGAAUAUCAGGCUACAUGCAUUUUUCCUACAUUCGAACACUUGAAUUUCAAUGAUUAACUCCUAUCAGGUAAAUGUGGCUUGUAUGGUAAGGUUCUAAAGAAGGGAAUGGGGGUGAAUGGGAAAAAUACAAAAGAAGAAACACUCAUUUUCUACAGUGCCUCUAUAGUCUAUUUGUGAAUGACAGAUCCCCUCACCAUUCACCUGAAAACCAUGUGAUCCCCAAAAAAUCAUCUCAGCCCCUGCCUCUCUCGGCGAUAGAACUGGUCACUUAUUGUCAUGGUCUGCCAAUUAUUUUCUGUAAUUUAAGUGUUUGUGUCUGGCCCUCACUUAAAAACUUGAUUUAAUUCAAAAUUGUCAACUACCAGACAGUCUGUGGAUAAAAUGUUAACCUGUUAAUUCUCAAGAUCUAAUUGUCAAUUCUCCAAUCUAGCUGCCACACAUUUCUUUUUAAGUUAGUUAUGAGGGUUUGAUGCUAGAUCAAGAUAACAACUUCUACCGGAUAAGUUUGAG
Messenger RNA from Pocillopora meandrina, 4925 nucleotides. NCBI's taxonomy places the organism in Eukaryota, Metazoa, Cnidaria, Anthozoa, Scleractinia, Pocilloporidae. The record is from the annotation of a GenBank genome assembly.